AUGCCUAUCGUUUCUAUCGAGAAAUUCCACUCAGUUUCGUUCGACUAUCUUAUCCUGGGUGGAGGGACAUGUGGACUAGCUCUAGCAUCAAGGUUAAGUGAAGAUGAAAAUCUAGUUGUUGGUGUCAUUGAAGCGGGUGGUGUGCCCGCUGAUAUUCCCGAGAUCACAGUCCCUGGAUUUAUGGGCAGGAUUAUCGGAGAUCCGACAUACGACUGGGCAUUUCUCUCAGUUCCGCAGGCACAUGCAAAGGGUCGUACAGUGCUUCAACCAAGAGGCAAGGGGUUGGGGGGUACCUCAAUUAUCAAUUUCAUGGGAUUGUUCCGUCCCUCCAGAGCAGAAUACGAUGCUCUAGAAGGCCUCGGGAACAAAGGAUGGAACUGGGAAAAUCUCCUUGGGUACAUGAAGAAAGGAGAGAAUACAUUUCCCAGCAGACUGUCUCCAGAAGACGCGAAAAUUUAUGCUGCGAAUCCAAAAGAGAAAUAUCAUGGUGUUGAUGGACCGUUACAAAAAUCACUCCCUCUAAACAUACCUCCACAGAAUAAGUUUUUCUUCGACGCCGUUGAAGCGUUAGGAGUCCCGAGAAAUGAAAGCCAUGGAGAUGGCUCUAAUGUUGGAUCAACGACAUGUUUCACGUCCGUGGACCCUCGGAGCGCUCAACGCUCUUCUGCAUUCACUGCGUAUUUCCUCCCCAUUCAAAACCGCCCAAAUCUUCUGGUUUUGACAAAUGCCCAGGUCACCAAGGUUAUUCUACUUGAAGGUAGUCCCCAAGGCGAACAAACCGCCAUAGGCGUAGAAUUUGUACAUGGAGGAAAGCAAAACGUUAUAAAAGGCGUGAAAAAGGAUGUCGUUGUCUCCGCUGGUGCAUUCCAGACGCCACACUUACUUGAGCUGUCUGGCAUCGGAGACCGAUCAGUUCUCGCGAAACACGGCAUCGAGACGCUGAUACAUCUUCCAGGGGUUGGCGAAAACUUGCAUGAACAUCCCAGUGUGGCAACAACAGUGGAAAUUGAUUCCAAGUACGAAACGAUGGAUAUAAUGGGAGAUCCGAAUGCCCUGGAAUUGCACACAGAGCUAUACAAACAACGAAAGGGUUUACUUUCCUCCAUUGCGUCCAUGGGGUUUUCCUUCCUUUCGAGAAGGCAUUUGAAUCUUGCGGGUGAUGCUGUAUCGUUCAAAAGUUUACAUGAGCCAACCGAUUCCACACUGUGUCGUGGGCUGAAUAAGCAAUACAGCUUGCAGAAGGAGUGGUUUGCUGGUGAAGAGGUCUCACAGGCCGAAAUUAUCUAUCAGAAUGGAUACCAUAGGCGAGUAUCGGGCAUUCCAACACCUGGAAAACGUUACGCUUCUUUUGUGCAUGUCGUGAUGCAUCCCUUGUCUCGUGGAUCCGUUCAUCUGUCAUCUGCAGACCCACUGGUACCUCCAGCUAUAAAUCCUAAUUACCUGGCACAUCCGACCGAUCUCAAAAUCCUGGAGAAGGCUGUCGAAUUUUCCGCUCGUAUAGCAACUACAGGUUCAUUCGGUGAAAGUGUGAAAGGAAGGGUCGUGCCAGACCAAGAGAUUUUGGAUGACCCCGACAAGUUGAGAGAGUGGAUAAGAGAAUCCAUUGCCACGACUUAUCACCCACUGGGGACAGCAGCAAUGCUUCCGAAAGAAGACGGGGGAGUGGUCGACAGUGAGCUGAGAGUUUAUGGAACAAGAAAUCUACGGGUGGCGGAUGUGUCGAUAUUGCCGAUGCAACUUUCUUGCCAUAUCCAGUCCGCGGCCUAUGCUAUCGCAGAGAAGGCAGCCGACAUUUUGAGAAUUGGUGGAGGGAAUUGA
Messenger RNA from Psilocybe cubensis, 1818 nucleotides. RefSeq lists its product as uncharacterized. The coding region runs from base 1 to 1818 and encodes 605 amino acids. Gene Ontology annotation, molecular function: oxidoreductase activity, acting on CH-OH group of donors; flavin adenine dinucleotide binding. The record is from RefSeq and is a predicted model, not a curated record. The transcript has 13 exons. NCBI's taxonomy places the organism in Eukaryota, Fungi, Basidiomycota, Agaricomycetes, Agaricales, Agrocybaceae.